ACACGAGAAGAAACAAAUUGCUAUAUAUAAAGCGUGGGAAUACGAGCAAAAUGAAAUGCAGUUGACAUUGAAAAACGUUAUCGAUGAUCUCGAAUCCUUAAAAGAUAUAAAUACGAAGUUGGAUCAAACUAUUCGAAAGCAAAAAUUGAUGACUGAAUCGAAGUUCUUAGCAAUAAUGACUAAAUACGAUACAGAAAUUGGUAGUAGAUGUAGGACAUUGGAAAAACUGGAUCAAAUAUACAAAUAUGACAAGCUAAAGAAACAGGACUUGGAGAAAAAGAUGAAACGACAAGAAGAAACAUAUCUUGUUUUUAUUAAACAAAAAGAGAAAAUUGGAAUAACACAUUUCGACAAAUCUUUAGCUAUGUUUCAACAAGUACGCUCCGCAAGGAUUAUCCAACGUUGGUGGCGUAAAAUUUUGAGGGAUAUAUAUAUAUAUAGAGAAGACAAAAAAAUUUGAAAAAAAGUAUAACUAAUUGUAUGUAUAUUUUACAUUGCAUCAAAGUCCAUAUAUAUAUAUAUAUACAUAAUAGAGUUUGAUUCAAAGACUUA
This is a messenger RNA of Wasmannia auropunctata (little fire ant), 552 nucleotides long. RefSeq lists its product as uncharacterized. The transcript has 3 exons. The coding region runs from base 56 to 460 and encodes 134 amino acids. Lineage: Eukaryota; Metazoa; Arthropoda; Insecta; Hymenoptera; Formicidae. The record is from RefSeq and is a predicted model, not a curated record.